AUGAGGGGGAGUUCGGUGGGGUUGUGUUUCCUUGCUUUGACUAUAGCCCAUGUCACUGAGAUCCAAGCCAGAUGGGUCCGCAACCAUGUGAGCAGCAUCUGUAGCACAUGGGGCAGGGAGCACUUCAAGACGUUCGAUGGUGAUGUGUACCAGUUUCCUGGCAUGUGUGAAUACAACCUGGUCUCUGACUGCCAUGACACCUUCCCAGAGUUCUCUGUGCACAUGAAGAGGAAGGAAAACGAUGGAAACCCAACAGUCAGUUAUGUGGUGGUCACCAUCAGCGAUUUUGCAUUUCACCUCAGCAAGGAUGUGGUCACUGUGAACGACCUGCCUGUCAAACUUCCACACUACCAGGCCGGAGUACAAAUGGAAAGAAAUGCAGUCUACAUCAAGCUCCAGUCCAAAGUUGGCAUCAUUGUCAUGUGGAACCUUGAUGAUGCAGUCAUGGUGGAAAUUGAUAAUGAUUACACUAACCGCACUUGUGGACUUUGUGGAGAUUUUAACGGUGUUCCAGUCUACAAUGAGUUCCUCCUUGAUGGUCGCAAAAUCAGCCCCAUUGAGUUUGGCAACAUACAUAAAGUCCAUCGUCCAAAUGAUGAUUGUGAGGACCCAUAUGAAGAGGAAGAUGUGUCACAGGAAGCUAUGAAUGUGCCAGAGUCAUGCAAAGAGUUUCAAAACACCUGUGAAGAGAUGCUGCAUGCAGAAACCUGGAGCUCCUGCACCAAACUGAUUGACCCUGAGCCUUACAUUCAGGCCUGUGUGCAGGACAUGUGUGGCUGUACCAACCAUUCGAAUGACUUUUGUGUCUGCAGCACACUCUCUGAGUUCUCUCGACAGUGUUCCCAUGCAGGAGGGGAGCCUCCCAACUGGAGGACUUCUAAAUUCUGUGCCAAACAGUGCCCAUUCAACAUGGUUUAUGAAGAGAGUGGAUCCCCUUGUGUGGAUACCUGCACGCAUCAAGACACAAGCUCAUUCUGUGAGGACCACAAAAUGGACGGCUGCUUCUGUCCUCCUGGAACCGUGUUCGAUGACAUUUCCAUGAGGGGGUGUAUUGCUCAGUCUGAAUGCCAGUGCAAGCAUGGAAAAAUCUAUGAAUCUGGUGAAGUUUACAGACAGGAGCGAGAGGAAUGCACAUGUUUUGAGGGUAGAUGGGCUUGUGAAAGUCUUUCAACACCUUCUACGUGUGCGGUUGAAGAAGGUUCACAUGUAACCACCUUUGAUGGGAAAGACUUCACCUUCCACGGAAACUGUUACUACACCCUGGCCAAGGUGGAAAGAAAGGAUGAUGCAAGCCCUAAGUUUACCAUUCUGGUCAAACUGGUACCAUGUGCACACCAAGAAUAUGACACCUGUCUGAAGACUCUCAAAAUCCUGCUGAACAAUGACAGAAACAAUGUGUUAACAUUCACUGCUGAUGGCGCAGUAAAGCAGAAUAUGCAGAGUAUAAGUUUGCCGUACUUCUCAGGGGAUAUCAGUAUAUUCCAUGCUUCGUCCUUUCACAUCAUCCUCCAGACCAGUUUUGGUUUGCAAAUUCAGAUCCAACAUGUGCCCCUCAUGCAAGUCUAUGUCAGCCUGGAGCAGAGCUACAGAGAAAAGACACGUGGUUUAUGUGGGAACUACAACAUGGUCCUAUCUGAUGACAUGAACACUCGUCAGGGAAUUGUGGAGGGAAGUGCAGCAGCUUUUAGUAACUCCUGGAAGGCUGGCCAUGUAUGCCAAGACAGAGAAGAAAGACUUGAUGACCCUUGUUCUUUCAGCGUGGAAAAUGAAAAGUAUGCCAAUCACUGGUGCGCCUUGCUACGACAGCCAAAUAGUACCUUUGCAGAGUGCCAUUCUGUGGUGGAUCCUGAGAUUUACUACAAGCGAUGUACUUAUGCUAGCUGUAACUGUGAGAAGAGCGAGGACUGCCUGUGUGCUGUUUUCUCCUCCUACGCCAGAGCUUGUGCAUCAAAGGGAGUGUUCUUGACAGACUGGAGAGAUAAUGUGUGCGACAAAUACACCAAGAACUGCCCAGAAUCUCAGACCUUCUCUUACAAACAUCAGAGAUGCCAGCUGACUUGCAGAUCUUUGAGCUUAAACCAGCAGAGCUGCACCUCUGAUUUCUUGCCUGUGGAUGGCUGUUCCUGCGCUGAGGGUCACUACCUAGAUGACAAUGGCAUCUGUGUCCCAGUGGCAAAGUGUCCCUGUUACCAUAAUGAAGUCUACGUGAAGUCAGGCAAGUCCAUCAGCAUCAACAACGAGCGCUGGAUGCCACCGAGUGUGAAUCUGGUUGUCGGUGUCCCAGUGGCCUCCUUGAUGAUGAACAACUGUGGCAAUAAAACAGUGCACGACAACUUUGGAGUUAUCACUGAAAAUGUACCUUGUGGCUCUACGGGCACCACCUGCUCUAAAAGAGUCAGAAUUCAACUGGGGAGAAGGGAAAUCAAACUAUCAAGGGGAAGAUUUGAAGAGGAUCAUCUGGGACAUGAGCCUCAUAUCCAGUACAGAAUAAGGAAUGUUGGCUUGUAUGUGGUUGUAGAAUCUGUCAUCGGUGUGGCAGUGAUAUGGGAUCGCAAAACAGCUGUUCGGAUCCUGCUGGAACCAACGCACAGUGGAGAGGUGUGUGGUCUGUGUGGAAAUUUUGAUGGUGAUGGACAGAAUGACUACACCACCCAGGGUCAGCUGGUGGUGAACAAUCCACUCGAAUUUGCAAACAGCUGGAAAGUUUCUAGCUCCUGUCCAGAUGUGGAGGAGAACACUGAUCCUUGCACAUUGACACCCGGUCGACAUCUGUGGGCAAAAAUGAUGUGUAGCAUCAUAACUGGAGACACAUUUAAAGAAUGCCGCAAAAAGGUUGACCAUCAUCCAUUUUAUGACAACUGUGUGAAAGACUCAUGUGCCUGCGACACUGGAGGAGACUGUGAAUGUUUCUGCACAGCGGUUGCUGCUUAUGCUCAGGCUUGCAAUGAGCAUGAUGUUUGCGUUGCGUGGAGAACUCCAGAGAUCUGUCCUAUCUAUUGUGAUUACUACAAUGGCCCAACAGAAUGCACUUGGCACUACAACCCUUGCCACACCCCGUGCUACAAAACCUGUUUGAAUCCAAAAGGUGUAUGUUUCAAUCCGAUACCCACCCUGGAAGGCUGUUAUCCUGUAUGCCCAGAAGAUAAGCCCAUAUUUGAUGAGAAAAACCAAACAUGUGUGGAUACUGUCAUAUGUUCGAGCACAACUAUGACUCCGCCUCCCACUACCACAACUACGACCUCUCUUCCUACUACUACAACUACCACGCCACGUCCCACUACCACAACUACGACCCCUCCGCCUACAACUACAACCCCACCUCCCACUACUACAACUACAACCCACCCUCCCACUACUACAACUACAACCCCACCUCCUCCUAGUACCACAACUACAACCCCUACUACUACUACUACAACUACGACCCCUCCUCCUACAACUACGACCCCUCCUCCUACAACUACAACCCCACCUCCCACUACCACAACUACAACCCCUACUACUACUACUACAACUACGACCCCUCCUCCUACAACUACAACCCCAUCUCCCACAACCACAACUACAACCACUCCAACUACAACCCCACCUCCUCCGACUACUACUACAACUACAACCCCACCUCCCACUACCACAUCUACAACCCCUCCUCCUACUACUACAACUACAACCCCACCUCCUCCAACCACAACUACAACCCCACCUCCUCCAACCACAACUACGACCCCUCCUCCUACAACUACAACCCAACCUCCCACUACCACAACUACAACCACUCCUCCUCCUACUACAACUACAACCCCACCUACUACGACCCCUCCUCCUACUACUACAACCCACCCUCCUCCUACUACUACUACAACCCAACCUCCCACUACCACAACUACAACCCCUACUACUACUACUACAACUACAACCCCUCCUCCUACAACUACAACCCCACCUCCCACAACCACAACUACAACCACUCCUCCUCCUACUACAACUACAACCCCACCUCCUCCAACCACAACUACAACCCCACCUCCUCCAACCACAACUACGACCCCUCCUACUACAACUACAACCCCACCUCCUCCAACCACAACUACGACCCCUCCUCCUACAACUACAACCCAACCUCCCACUACUACAACUACAACUCCUCCUCCUCCUACUACAACUACAACCCCACCUCCUCCAACCACAACUACGACCCCUCCUCCUACAACUACAACCCCACCUCCUCCUACUACUACUACAACCCCACCUCCCACAACCACAACUACAACCACUCCUCCUCCUACUACAACUACAACCCCACCUCCUCCAACCACAACUACGACCCCUCCUCCAACAACUACAACCCACCCUCCUCCUACUACUACUACAACUACAACCCCACCUCCUCCAACCACAACUACGGCCCCUCCUCCUACAACUACAACCCAACCUCCCACUACCACAACUACAACCACUCCUCCUCCUACUACAACUACAACCCCACCUCCUCCAACCACAACUACAACCCACCCUCCUCCUACUACUACUACAACUACAACCCCACCUCCUCCAACCACAACUACAACCCCACCUCCUCCAACCACAACUACGACCCCUCCUCCUACAACUACAACCCAACCUCCCACUACCACAACUACAACCACUCCUCCUCCUACUACAACUACAACCCCACCUCCUCCAACCACAACUACAACCCCACCUCCUCCUACUACUACUACAACUACAACCCCACCUCCCACUACCACAACUACAACCACUCCUCCUCCUCCUACAACUACAACCCCACCUCCUCCAACCACAACUACGACCCCUCCUCCUACAACUACAACCCCACCUCCUCCUACUACUACUACAACUACAACCCCACCUCCCACUACCACAACUACAACCACUCCUCCUCCUACUACAACUACAACCCCACCUCCUCCAACCACAACUACAACCCCACCUCCUCCAACCACAACUACGACCCCUCCUCCUACAACUACGACCCAACCUCCCACUAACACAACUACAACUCCUCCUCCUCCUACUACAACUACAACCCCACCUCCUCCAACCACAACUACAACCCCACCUCCUCCAACCACAACUACAACCCCACCUCCUCCAACCGCACUGAAAAAUGGAAAAAGUUUGAACCUACCUUAUUCUCAACAAGGUGUUAAGAUAGUGAAUUCAGGUCUGAACCUGAUUUUAGAGAUUCCUCGACUAAAAGUGGUUAUUACAUUUGGAAUAACUGGCUUCAGUGUAACCCUUCCAUUCCAGUAUUUUGGCAAAAACACACAGGGCCAUUGUGGAACAUGCAACAAUAACCAAGCUGAUGACUGCAUGUUACCUGGAGGUAAGCUGGUGGAAAGCUGUGCAGUGAUGGCUGACUUUUGGCCUGUUGAAGACCCUUACAAACCCAACUGCUCAACACCACCAGCACUACCUACCAGUGCCCCUGAACCACCACCUACCUUAGCUCCAUGCAAACCAGACUCCAUGUGUGACCUGCUUAAAAGCAGUGUCUUUGCAGAGUGCCAUCCGUUUGUCUCUCCAGAAAAUUUCUACAGAGGUUGCGUAUUUGAUAGCUGUCAUGUUUCCAACCCAACAGUGGAGUGCACAAGUUUACAGACUUAUGCUGCAGCCUGUGCUCAGGCUGGAGUUUGCAUUUACUGGAGGAACCACACCACAUUGUGUGCUGGUGAGUGCCCAUCAGGCAAAGUUUACAAGCCAUGCGGUCCUGUAGAACAACCAACCUGUGAAGACAAUCCCAGUGAACCAACUAUGAACUACACUACUGAGGGCUGCUUCUGUCCUGAUGGAAUGAAACUCUUUAACAAGGAGUCUGGAAUAUGUGUUGAAAAAUGUGGAUGUCUUGAUCCUGAGGGCAUUCCUCGUGAGUUCAAUGAAAGAUUUGAGUACAAAUGCCAAGACUGCAUCUGUGAAGAAUCCACCAAGACUGUGACUUGCAAGCCUAAGGUUUGCCCACCACCAGCCAUUACAAACUGCUCUGCUCCUGGGUUUGUCCUUGUUAACCAAACCAGUCCAUCAGACCCCUGCUGUUCUACCUAUGUUUGCCAAUGUCAAGCUAACACCUGCCCAGUCACCAAUAUGAACUGUCCAAUUGGAUAUAAGCCAGUUGUCAGUGUCCCUGUGGGAAAAUGCUGUCCAGAACAUACAUGUGAACCUAAACGAGUUUGUGUUCACAGAGAAACUGAAUACCAGCCUGGUUCUUCAGUUCCUGUGAUUGCAUGUCAGGAUUGUACCUGUUCCAAUGAGAUUGACCCAAAAUCUGGUCUAUUAAAAAUAAUUUGUGUGUUUCAACAAUGUAAAGAAAGCUGUCAACUGGGAUAUGAAUAUGUGGAAAGUGAUUCAGAUGAAUGCUGCGGGAAGUGUGUACAGACACACUGUGUUGUCAACAUCAAUGGAACUAAACAACUUUUGACUCAAGGAGAAACCUGGUCACCACCGGGGAAUAAGUGUGAACAUUACACCUGUGUCAAGAAUGGUGAGACUUUAACAGCAAGCCAUUCGCAGACUGUCUGCCCACCCUUCCAAGAGAGCAACUGCCAACCUGACACGAUUCAAACUGCAGCAAACGGCUGUUGCAAAAUUUGCGUGGAGAAGGAGAAGGGAUGCAAGUUAAUGUCCAUGAAAACCCAUAUUACAGUCAACGGUUGUCAGUCUGCCCAGGAGGUAGAUAUGCCAUAUUGUGAAGGAUCCUGCAAUACUUACACCAUGUACUCUGAAGCAGCAGCAGUGAUGGAGCAUUCCUGCUCAUGCUGUAAGGAGAUAAACUUCAGCAAUCGCACUGCUGACCUGGUCUGCCUGAAUGGAGACACGGUCCCCUACACAUACAUGUAUGUGGAGCAGUGUGGUUGUACCAAGACGGACUGCACCAGAGCUGCUGGACAUCAUGUUCGCAGGAAGAGAAGCUUCACACUGCUGUGAUGAAACAGUCUGUCUCUUCACAGAUGUGACACACAAAUGUUUCUUCCCAUAUUGUCUUAAAAAUAAUUUCACAUCUUACAGAGUAAUUGCUAUUGUAGCUUGAGUAUUUAUCUACUGAUCAAAAUUAAAAAAA
Molecule: messenger RNA, 7075 nt
Organism: Oreochromis aureus
Lineage: Eukaryota; Metazoa; Chordata; Actinopteri; Cichliformes; Cichlidae
Product: mucin-2-like
Exons: 41
Coding region: 1-6942 (2313 amino acids)
Cellular component (GO): extracellular matrix
Molecular function (GO): protein binding
Source: RefSeq, a predicted model, not a curated record